AUGAAUGAAAACUUGGGUUUGAAUAACAGAAAAGUAUCCAGUUCAGCUACUCCUGAAAUAAUAACACCUUACAUAAUAUCAGCUGAUAAGGGAAAAAUGACUGAUAUUAAUGUUAAUAACGAAGAAAACUUGCAAUAUACUAAUUCAGAACCAAAUUACUCUAAUAAAGAAGAAAAUAAUAAUGACCAUUUACUUACUGGUUAUAGACCCUUUAGAAAUAAUGUAAAUAGCGAAGACAAUUUGUCAGAUACUAAUUCAAAAACAAAUUACUCUUAUGAAGAAGAAUAUUAUGAUGGUCAUAGAUCCUUUGGAUCUGGCUCACGGGAAAGUUGGUGCAUGGAUCCUCAACCAUUA
This is a messenger RNA of Dentiscutata erythropus, 354 nucleotides long. NCBI's taxonomy places the organism in Eukaryota, Fungi, Glomeromycota, Glomeromycetes, Diversisporales, Gigasporaceae. The record is from the annotation of a GenBank genome assembly.